Molecule: messenger RNA, 4455 nt
Organism: Priceomyces carsonii
Lineage: Eukaryota; Fungi; Ascomycota; Pichiomycetes; Serinales; Debaryomycetaceae
Gene: SNQ2
Product: ATP-binding cassette transporter
Exons: 1
Coding region: 1-4455 (1484 amino acids)
Biological process (GO): transmembrane transport
Cellular component (GO): membrane
Molecular function (GO): ABC-type transporter activity; ATP binding; ATP hydrolysis activity
Source: RefSeq, a predicted model, not a curated record
AUGAGCGAAAUCCAGUUGAAUGAACUGUCAUAUGGUGGGCAGGAACUGAAUAGUAGCCACUCCGGAUAUGAUGGCCAAGAGGAAGCAGAAACGGUUGAUCACAGUGUAGAAGAUUUUCCAGGGAUGAUGACAGAAGAAGAUACAAGUCAGACAUUGGAGAGAUUGCAGACCCUAUCCAGAGAGAUUUCAAGGCGAACUUCCCGAGAUGGUGAUAUUGCAGUUGAUCCAAGAGACUUUGAUUUGUAUAAUCUUCUCGAGAAGGUUAUCGUAUCUUCAGCCAAACAAGGUAUUAAAGAAUGUCAUGCAGGUGUUUCUUUUGAAGAAUUGUCUGUUUAUGGUAAAGAUGAGACAUACUCGAUUGUACCUACGGUAGGGGACAUUUUAAAGGGACCCUAUACUGUUUUCAAGGCUAUCACAAGUAAGAAAGUACCUGAUCGUGCCAUCCUUCAUGAAAUAAAUGGAUUGGCUAGAAGUGGUGAAAUGGUUUUGGUGCUUGGGAGACCAGGUGCUGGAUGCUCAACAAUGUUGAAGGCUCUUAGCGCAACUGACCGUCAUUUAUACACCCGUUUUGAAGGAGAGAUCAAAUAUGAUAAUGUUCCUUUAAAGGAGAUGGUAAAGACUUUCAAAAGUGACUUAAUUUAUUGUCCUGAGUUGGACACUCAUUUUCCUCAUUUGACGGUAGCCCAAACAUUGAGAUUCGCCAUUGCUUCAAAAGCCCCUGCAGUCAGAAUUAAUGGAGCCAGCAGAGAAAAAUAUAUCGAAGUCACGAAGGAUGUAUUGAAUGCUGUAUUUGGAUUAGGUCAUGUUGAGCAUACUAAGGUUGGAAAUGACCUCGUUCGAGGUGUUUCGGGUGGUGAAAGAAAAAGAGUCUCCAUUGCUGAGGCUCUUUCAUGUCGUGGAUCUAUUUAUUGCUGGGAUAAUGCUACUAGGGGAUUGGAUGCCUCGACUGCGCUCGAAUAUACUAGAGCUGUUAGGACUGCCACGAAUCUCUUAAAGCACACUGCUUUUGUAGCUAUCUACCAAGCAGGAGAAAAUGUAUAUAAUACAUUUGAUAAAGUUACAGUACUCUAUUCUGGUCGUCAAAUAUAUUUUGGGCCAGUUACAGAGGCCAAGGCAUAUUUCGAAAAUAUGGGAUUUAUAUGCCCAGCUCGACAAGCUACAGCUGAGUUCUUGACCGCCAUCACUGAUCCUAUAGGAAGGUUUCCAAAAGCAGGGUAUGAAGACAAAGUUCCAAGAACUGCUGAAGAUUUUGAAAGAUACUGGCAGCAGUCAGAUGAAUACAAGCGUCUAAAGCAAGAAAUUGAUGAACACAAUAAGUCUUUCAACCAAAAUGAUACUUUGAACGUGUUCCGUACGGCCAAAAAACAGGACACAAUGAGAUAUCAGAGGCCAAAGUCAAAAUACACUGUUAAUUACACGUAUCAACUCAAGCUAUGUUUUAUCAGAGGCUUGCAGAACAUAUGGGGUGAUAAAGCUUAUACUCUUAUUCAAAUUAUUGCAGCUAUCUCUCAAGGAUUGAUCGCAGGUUCGUUAUAUUACAAUACUCCAGGAACGGUUUCGGGUGCAUUUUCCAGAGGUGGAGUCAUUUUUUUCAGUACCUUGUAUGUCUCCUUAAUGGGAUUAGCACAGGUUUCAGCUUCCUUUAGUUUGAGACCGAUAUUGAUGAAGCAGAAAAACUACUCGAUGUACCAUCCUUCUGCAGAGGCAAUAGCGUCUGCUCUUACUUCAGUUCCCGUUGCUUUAAUUGUCUCCUUCUUUUUCGUGGUCGUGAUAUACUUCCUUUCAAACUUAGCUGUUGAGGCUGGCAAGUUCUUUAUUUGUUGGCUAUUUGUUUUUCUCCUUUCAUUAACAAUGUCUGCCAUGUUUGAAGCUGUUGCUUCUCUCAACAAGACAAUUGCCACUGCUAAUGCAUUUGCUGGUGUUUUGGUACUAGCAUCUUUGAUGUAUUCUUCUUAUAUGAUUCAACGGCCCUCGAUGCAUCCAUGGUUCAAGUGGAUAUCAUAUAUUAAUCCUAUUUUAUAUGCUUUCGAAGCAGUGGUCUCUUCAGAAUUCCAUGGUCGUAAGAUGGAAUGUGAUGGAACUUAUUUGGUUCCCACAGGUCCCGGUUAUACAUCUUUGUCUAACGGAGAGCAAGCUUGUGCCUUUAAAGGAUCAGUUCCUGGUCAAUCGUGGGUAUCUGGUGAUUCUUACAUAUCUACUGCAUUUUCCUACUCAUUCAGUCAUGUCUGGAGAAAUCUUGGGAUUCUUAUUGGCUUUUUAGUUUUUUUCAACUUUGUGAAGGCUCUUGGUAUGGAACUUGUGAAACCAAUAAGCGGUGGUGGUGAUAAACUUCUUUUCUUGAGAGGUCCAGUACCUAGCAAUGUUGUUUUACCGACGGAUAUCGAUGAUUCAUCAGACAUUGAAAAUCAAUCCUCGACAUCGAAGAACUUAGAAAAAUUCGAUAAAGGUGAAGAUUCUGAUAGUGUAUUUGAGGACUUGAAAUCAAAGGAUAUGUUCACCUGGAAGGAUGUUAAUUAUGUUGUAAAGUAUGAUGGUGAGGACCGUACUCUUUUAGAUAGCAUAUCGGGAUAUUGUGUUCCUGGUACAUUGACUGCAUUGAUGGGAGAGUCUGGUGCAGGUAAGACCACUUUACUUAAUGCAUUGGCUCAAAGACUUGAUACAGGAAUUAUUACUGGAGAUAUGUUGGUGAAUGGUAAGCCCUUAGAUUUGUCAUUUAGUCGUCGUACAGGGUAUGUGCAACAGCAGGAUAUUCAUUUAUCAGAUAGUACAGUGAGAGAGGCCUUGCAAUUUGCUGCUAGAAUGAGAAGAUCUAGAGAUACAAGCGAUCAAGAAAAAUUGGAGUACGUUGAAAAAAUAAUUAAAGCUUUAGAAAUGGAACUUUACGCCGAUUCCAUAGUUGGUCAACUUGGAAAUGGACUUAAUGUUGAACAAAGAAAAAAGCUAUCAAUUGGCGUCGAAUUGGUUUCUAAACCAUCUCUUUUAUUAUUUUUAGAUGAGCCCACUUCAGGCUUAGAUUCCCAAUCUGCAUGGUCCGUUGUUAGAUUAUUGACAAAAUUGUCGAAUGCUGGUCAAUCAAUCUUAUGCACCAUACAUCAACCGUCGGCAACUUUGUUUGAGCAGUUUGAUAGAUUGUUAUUAUUAAGAAAGGGUGGCCAAACGGUGUAUUUUGGAGAUAUUGGUGAACAUUCACGUACCAUUUUAGAUUAUUUCGAGCGUAAUGGUGCUAGAAAAAGUGAUGACUCUGAGAAUCCUGCCGAAUACAUCUUGGAAGCCAUAGGAGCUGGCGCAACUGCAGUUACGGAUAGAGAUUGGUUUUCGAUAUGGAAUAAGUCUCCUGAAAAGAAGAGAGCUGACAUUGAGAGAGAAGAAUUAAUCGAAAAGUAUUCUAAAAAUAACAAUUCUUCUUACUCUGAAAGGGAGUUGAAACAAAUGUCAAAAACUUAUGCUAGUCCCUUCUGGUAUCAGUUCGUGUAUUUGCUUCGCAGAAAUGCUCUUACUUUCUGGAGAACACCCGAAUACAUCGCUGCCAAGACCUUUUUGAUGACUUUUUCAGGUUUAUUCAUAGGUUUUACUUUUUUCGGCUUAAAAAGUUCAUUAACUGGUAUGCAAAAUGCGUCAUUUGCAGGUUUUUUGACUGUUGUUGUUUCUGCUCCUGUUAUCAAUCAAAUACAGGAGCAUGCUAUGAAAAGUAGAGAUUUAUACGAAGGAAGAGAAAGAUUUUCGAAGACUUACCAUUGGUCAUUGAUGAUCAUUGUCCAGGCAUUUAACGAAUAUCCGUAUCUUGUUUUUGGAGCAUCCCUCAUGUUUGUAUCUUUAUAUUUUCCGACUCAGGCGGAUACUUCAGGUCCACACGCUGGAGUCUUCUAUUUGACUGAAAGUAUAUUCUUGCAGACUUUUGUCAUCACGUUUGGUUUGUUGAUUCUUUUCAUCGCACCGGAUCUACCAUCUGCAGCAAUUUUGACGUCGUUCUUUUACACUUUCAUUGUGGCUUUCAGUGGAAUUGUCCAGCCUGUGCAUUUGAUGCCUGGAUUUUGGACUUUCAUGAAUAAGGUCAGUCCAUAUACAUAUUUCAUACAGAACUUGGUGUCUACUUUCUUGCACGAUAGAAAGGUGAUAUGCGAUGAUGUGGAGUUUGCAUAUUUCAAUCCUCCUAAGGGACAAACUUGUGAACAGUUCACUGCCCCUUACUUGAAGCAAGCUUUUGGCUACAUUGCUAAUCCAGAUGCAACAAGUCAAUGUCGCUACUGUACAUUUAAAGUCGGGGAUGAAUAUUUAAGCUCAAUUAAUGCAAGCUACUCAUACAUUUGGAGAAACGUUGGUUUCUUCUGUGUUUAUGCUAUAUUCAACCUUGGACUAGUUUUAGUCUUAUACUGGUUCUUCAGGGUAAGACAAGGUCCUUUGUUGCCUUCAAUUCUGUCUUUGCCUUUUUUGAAAAAGAAGAGCAAAAGCAAAUGA